AUGGUGCAACCAAAAGUUCACUAUUUUUCCAAACUCUUCUAUUAUCACCACCAAUCCAAUAUUUCUCAUAGACAAUCAUCAUCUCCUAUCACUACCCCUGUUGCAAAGAAAUCCAAAAAGUCUACUAUUUUCCCAAAGUCUUCUAUUUUCACUGAUGACAUUCCCAACCUAGCUGUUCCCAAUAAACAAAAUAAUAGUGAUUCCACGACAGGUAAAGAUAUCAAUAUCCCUCUUUCUGCUAUACAAAAGUUACAACGGUUAAGCAAAAAAGAGCAAAAUGAGAAGACCAAGAGUGUAAAUAUUUCCUUUAACCCAUUACCUAAUCGCGAUAAUGAAGAUAAUGUUAAUGAACAAACAGCUUCUAUUAUUAAUCUUAUUUUGCGAUUUUGA
This is a messenger RNA of Ambispora gerdemannii, 390 nucleotides long. The record is from the annotation of a GenBank genome assembly. NCBI's taxonomy places the organism in Eukaryota, Fungi, Glomeromycota, Glomeromycetes, Archaeosporales, Ambisporaceae.